Messenger RNA from Vespa crabro (European hornet), 2283 nucleotides. RefSeq names its product centrosomal protein of 89 kDa (gene Cep89). The transcript is spliced from 7 exons. The record is from RefSeq and is a predicted model, not a curated record. Gene Ontology annotation, biological process: chemical synaptic transmission; cilium assembly; mitochondrion organization. NCBI's taxonomy places the organism in Eukaryota, Metazoa, Arthropoda, Insecta, Hymenoptera, Vespidae. Gene Ontology annotation, cellular component: centriole; ciliary transition fiber. The coding region runs from base 42 to 1991 and encodes 649 amino acids.
CUCCCUCUAAGAUAAAGGUAUCCUUUUUUAAUGGUUGUAUUAUGUUGAACAUGAAUACUGUAUUUAUCAACGUUGCCAUGGUAGUUCCUUACAAUAAUAAACCUAAUAUCCGGAUUUGUCUUAAAACAGAAGUGAUGCAAGAGGAUACCAUGGAGAAGCAUGGUGUUAUUAAGCACGGCAAGCAGAAAGUAAAAACUACCAAUGAGAUCGAACCGGUUCAUGGAUUAACAUAUUGUCGUAGAAAAGUUAAUAAAAUGCGUCAUUCUAAUAAAGGGAAAUUUAAAUUGGAUGAUAUGUCUUUUAAUGAUAAGAGCGAUGAUAAAAUAAGUUCUCCAAAAAGUAAGAGUAGACGUCAUCUUCGUAAAGAGAUUGAAAGACUGAUGGAAGAGAAUCAUAUGUUGAUGAUGAAAUUAGAAGAUUUCAAUGCGAUUUCAGAUGAUAGGGAGGAACAAAAGGAUAAAGAUAAAUUAAUAUUUAAAAUACGCGAUAAGUAUCAUAAAUUAGUGCAGGAAUAUGAACGUGUUCAACAGGAGUGCGAAGAAUUGAAUGUACUUUUGAAGCAAAAAGAAACGGAAUAUAGACAAUUGCAUGUUCAUCAUGAAGAAUCGACUCAGGUUUAUCAACAAUUAGAAAAAACAAAAGAUAGUUUAUUAAAUAUUAAUCAAAAAUUAAAAUCUGAUAAUAUACAAUUGAAGGAAGAUAUUGUGCUUCUUAAAAAAGUAAUUUAUCAAUUAAAUGUAGAAUUAGAAAGGUAUCAGGAUAAACUGAGAUCAUGUGGACAAAUUAUACCAUUGCAAUAUAGUACUAGUACGAUGAACGAUGCAGAACUGUCUAAAGAAAAUAAGAAGAUGUUAGAAUCUUGGGGUAAUGUAGAUUUACAUGCUUUGGGUCCACUUUUAAACGCUUAUCAAGAGAAUAUAAUAGAAAAGAAAGAAUUGAUAAGCAAGUAUGAACGUGAACUCAAUGAUUUUACUGGCAGAUGUAAGGAAAUUAUAUCGGAAAAUGAAUAUUUACAAAAGGAAUUGGAAAAUUCUAAAUCAAAGUGUAAUAGGUAUGUGGAAGAGAUAAAAGAAAUUUCAAAUGAUGCCACUUUGAUCAAGGAACAAAAUGAUAAAGUUACGCAGCAAGUUGUUAAUCACAAACAAAAACUUCAAGAAUUACAAUCCUUGUAUGAAAGGAAGAUAGAAUCUUUGACUCAAGAAAAUAAAAGUCUACAUAAAGAAGUAAUAACCUAUAAAACAGAAUUAAGUAAUCUUCAAGGAAAAUAUAAAAUAGUAAAUGAAGGGUAUGAAAUGUUGAAAAAUAAUAGCGAUAAAACAAUGCCGGUACACGUGCAUGUUGCAGCAGUAGAUGAAUGCAAAAGAUUGUUCGAAGAAUUAAAAUCGCAGUACGAAUCAGAGAAGAAAAAACUUUCUACGCGUAUCAAACAAUUGGAGGAAUCUCUACCAGACAAUGAGAAACAACUUGUGACGGUAACAGCGGAGCGAAAUCAUUUAAAAAAUCUAACGAGAACGUUAGAGCGCAAUCUAAAACGUACUCAGCACAAAUUAACAAACGUGCAAAAUGUCGUAUACUCUGUACAAAUUUCACGUGACUCGUUUAAAAGACAAUUGAAUAAAACCACUGCAUAUUGCGAAAAGUUAGUAUCGGAAUAUGAAAAGGUUAUGUCGGAGAAGGAAAAAUUAAUGAAUUUGUUACACGAAAGAGAGAAAGAAAAUGCGGAUAUUCAAUACAUAGGCGACAGUAUAGCUCAUAGAGUAGGAAACCUUAAAAGUCAAUUGAACGCUGUACAAAAGGACGCGAAGGAUCAAUUGGCAAUGGUGGAAAGGCAUAUUAGAAUACACGAAGUUGGUACAAAUCAAUUGAAAUCGGAAUAUCGUCAAGAGGUACAACGUUUGAAACGUUUGCUUAAGCAAAAGGACGACGUUAUAACUCAAUUGCAAAAGGAAAAAGAAAAACUAACGUCUCAAGAACAUAUUGAAUUGGUUUGACGAUACUACUACAUGAGUAUUGACAAAAUGAUUUAAUUAAUCGAUUCAAUAAUUGAAAAAGCAUAAGCAUAAUGAUUCUAUCAGAUCAUAUUGGUAAUUUAUACAGUUUAAUGUCACGUUUAAAUCGUACAAUUACGAUUUCAUUUUUGCAAUCGACAAUAAAUGAACGUGUAAUUAAUCGUUUACUAUCUUACAAUGAACGUAAUUACAGUGAUUGCCUAAGGAAGUAUAGAGAGCAUUUAUAGAGUUAGUAUUAUAGUUCAUUGAAUAAAAUUAAAUUCUCAUGUGCGCA